AUGCCCGCUAAAAAAGGCUCUAAGAGAGUUAGAAAGGUUAAGUUGGUCAAGACUAAGGUGCGUACUAAAGAAAGUCCUGAAGUCAAGGAAAACACCACUUUGAAAGAAAACUUGGAAGAUGAUAAUGAAUCUUCAAUCAGAGUUGCAGAAAAGAUAGUGGACAAAGCUGUUUUGGAACUAAGCAAAUGGAACGAUCGUAAGCUACAGAAGGAACAGGAUAAAUCAGGCAAACUAGCACUUUUUGAUGAAGAUUCCAAGGAUCUUUGCUUGUAUCUUCAGGCUACAAGCUUGAAGUUCUUUGCGAAGAAGCAGUCGUUGAAACCGAAAGGGAUCAGACUUGAACAUUCCAUUAAUAAUUUAGAUUUAGAUGAUGGUGAGCCAUUCAAGGUUUGUGUGUUUGUGAAGGAUAAUACUAUUGACGAAUCUCUUUUAGAAAAAAUAGAGGCUGAAAAUAUCCCUCAUCUUGAAAAGAUUAUUCCAGCUAAAGAAUUGAAAACCACAUAUAAGAGUUUUGAAGCCCGUAGAAAGCUAUGGGAGAAGUAUGACUUAUUUUUAAGUGAUGAUUAUUUGAUUACAACUCUUCCAAAGCUUUUGGGAAAAAGAUUUUAUGGGUCAGCAAAAUUCCCAAUACCAAUAAAAGUUUAUUCUAAGGAUAAGACCGCUGUCUCCGUACAGACUUUAAAAAAUCAAAUAUUGAAGGUGCUCCAUAGCACCUACUUUAUUCCGCCAAUGGGAGUGAAUAUUUCUUUGAAACUUGGAAGCUUGAAACAAGAUAGGAAGAACUUACAUGACAAUUUAAACACAAUUAUAAAUUAUCUUUCGAGAUUUCCAAUACGUAUACUUCAACUAAAAUUGGAAACGUCUCCAAGCAUUCCAAUUUACGUGAACCGUGAAGUUCAUAGCGACGAAGAUGUGAUUGGUGGAAAGCUUCCAGUUGGAAAGGACACUGAGCCGGUUCUUGAGAAAGAUGAUAGUGAUGAACUAUCUUUGUAUGAACGGGGAUUAAUAGAACUAGCGUUUGAUGAAGAGGAGGCACGAAAAGUUAUUGAUUCUAAGAGAGCUAAGCAUAAAAAGAGAAAGUAUGUUGAAGAGGAGGGUUCAUCUUCACAAGAUCUGGGAAAGAAGAUUGAGGUCUAA
Brettanomyces bruxellensis is the source of this 1137-nucleotide messenger RNA. RefSeq lists its product as uncharacterized. The record is from RefSeq and is a predicted model, not a curated record. Bases 1 to 1137 code for a protein of 378 amino acids. The transcript has a single exon. NCBI's taxonomy places the organism in Eukaryota, Fungi, Ascomycota, Pichiomycetes, Pichiales, Pichiaceae.